Messenger RNA from Monopterus albus (swamp eel), 655 nucleotides. It is a transcript of the gene birc5b, whose product is annotated as baculoviral IAP repeat containing 5b. The transcript is spliced from 4 exons. Lineage: Eukaryota; Metazoa; Chordata; Actinopteri; Synbranchiformes; Synbranchidae. The coding region runs from base 117 to 563 and encodes 148 amino acids. The record is from RefSeq and is a predicted model, not a curated record.
UCAGCCAACACUGAAAACACCUGUGGAAGCAUGCUGGGCAGUUUGGAUUGUCAGUUCACAACAACACUGAUAGUGCGAUUUAGAUACAUUUGGCUGAGCCUGUUUCUGCUGAAGAUAUGGCCACCACCAAUGUACUGACAGACAGAUUUAACUUUUAUGACAAAAUGUACAAACAUGAAUUACGUGAACAAAGCUUUGCUGACUGGCCAUUUAGAGAGGAAUGUAAAUGCACACCUGAAAAGAUGGCCAAGGCUGGCUUCGUCCACUGCCCCAGUGAGAACGAGCCUGAUGUUGCCUGCUGCUUCUACUGUCUGCUCGAGCUUGAGGGCUGGGAGCCUGAUGACGAUCCCUGGUUUGAACACAUUAAACGCUCCCCUAACUGUGGAUUCUUAACCAUGAAGAAAGACUUCACUGAGCUGACUGUGAAUGAAUAUUAUCAAAUGGAAAAGGAGAGGCUAAAGGUCUAUAUUGCAAAGAUUUGUCAUAAGAAGAUGGCAUGUUUGCGAGAUGACAUAGACCAUACCCUUCAGAACCUUAAAUCCCAGAUGGGGAUUGAAAUCUAAAUUCCUGUCUAUAUAUUGUGAUUUUAGUACUACACUGAUUUUAAUGCUGUAGCAAGGCGGCAUAGUAUUUAUUCAAUAAAGUUUAUAGGAAU